GACCCUGAGGCCCUCGGCUCGCCUACGAAGAAACUUUUCCGCAGCGUCCGAAGAUGGAGCCUGCCGGCAUGGAUUAUUUCUGCGAGCAGGUACAGCAGAAGGACGUGGGCCGCAGGAUGCAGGUCGGCCAAGAGCUGCUGGAGUACUUGGGCGACCCGGCGAGGUCCUCCGAUCUGGAGCAAGACCAGCAGCGCCUUGAUAAAGUGAUCGACGAAUUAACAGCGUGGGUCAACUCCAGUAAUUUUAAGGUAGCACUACUGGGAUUAGAUGUUUUAGGUGCCUUUGUUGACAGACUGUCAGGACGCUUUAAACCCUAUAUAGGAACUGUUCUCCUGGCUUUGAUAGAUCGUAUGGGAGAUGCCAAAGACCAAGUUCGAGAGCAAGCACAGAAUCUUAUAUUGAAACUGAUGAGUGAAGCAGCACCACCCAUGUACAUUUGGGAACGCCUUGCUGUUGGUUUUAAACACAAGAAUUACCGAUCCCGAGAAGGAGUGUGUUUGUGUCUUGUUGCUACCUUAAACAUUUACGGUGCACAACCAUUAAUCCUCAGCAAGUUGGUACCACAUCUGUGUAUAGCAUUUGGUGACUCCAACAGUCAGGUGAGAGAUGCUGCCAUACUAGCCAUUGUAGAGGUUUAUAGACAUGUGGGAGAGAAAGUACGAAUAGAUCUUACAAAAAGAGGAAUUCCUCCUGGAAGGUUGCAAACAAUCUUUGCAAAAUUUGAUGAAAUAAGAAACUCUGACAAUAUGAUUUUAAGUAACGUCAGUGACAAAAGCUUUGAUGAUGAAGAGUCAGUGGAUGGAAAUAGGCCAUCAUCAGCUGCUUCAGCCUUCAAGGUUCCGGCACCUAAAAAGCCAGGAAAUCCUUCAAACAGUGCAAGAAAGCCGGGAUCAGCUGGUGGGCCUAAGGUUGGAGGUUCCUCUAAAGAAGGAGGAGCUGGAGCUGUGGAUGAGGAUGAUUUUAUUAAGGCAUUUACAGAUGUUCCUACUGUACAGAUUUAUUCUAGUCGAGAACUUGAAGAAACGUUGAACAAAAUCAGGGAAAUUCUCUCAGAUGACAAACAUGAUUGGGAUCAGCGAACUAAUGCGCUGAAGAAGGUUCGUUCCUUGCUCGUUGCUGGAGCUGCACAGUACGAUGGGUUUUUCCAGCAUUUGCGGCUCUUGGAUGGUGCUUUCAAGCUAUCAGCCAAGGAUCUCAGAUCCCAGGUGGUGAGAGAAGCCUGCAUCACUGUAGCCCACCUUUCAACUGUUCUGGGAAACAAGUUUGACCAUGGCGCUGAAGCAAUUGUGCCUACUCUUUUUAACCUGGUUCCCAACAGCGCCAAAGUGAUGGCAACCUCUGGGUGUGCCGCCAUCAGGUUCAUCAUUCGGCAUACUCAUGUGCCACGACUCAUACCUUUAAUAACAAGCAACUGUACCUCAAAAUCAGUUGCAGUUAGAAGGCGCUCCUUUGAAUUUUUAGACCUGUUAUUACAAGAGUGGCAAACACAUUCACUGGAAAGGCAUGCAGCUGUCUUGGUUGAAACAAUCAAGAAAGGUAUUCAUGAUGCUGAUGCAGAAGCAAGAGUGGAGGCAAGAAAGGCUUAUCUGGGUCUUAGAAAUCACUUUCCUAGUGAAGCUGAGACUCUGUACAAUUCUCUGGAGCCACCCUAUCAAAGAAGCCUUCAGACCUACUUGAAGAAUUCUGGCAGUAUAGCAUCUCUCCCUCAGUCAGACAGGUCAUCCUCCAGCUCACAGGAGAGCCUCAAUCGGCCUCUGUCAUCUAAAUGGUCUGCAGCCAGCCCAGCAAGUCUUGCAGGCAGAGUUCCAGGCAGCAGCAAGGGCGUCCCAAGCCCGGGCACCCUGCAGAGGUCCCGCAGUGACAUCGACGUGAACGCUGCGGCGGGCGCCAAGGCCCGCCAUGCUGCUGGGCAGGCAGCUGGAGCUGGGCGCCUCUCCGCAGCCGGGCUGCCCCCGGGCUCCUACGCCUCCCUAGAGGAUACUUCUGACAAGAUGGAUGGAACAGCUUCUGAAGAUGGUCGUAUACGAUCAAAGCUCUCCACCCCUUCCGUUGGUAUUGGAAAUUCUAAAACAGAUUCCAGAGGACGGAGUAGAACCAAAGUGGUGUCACAAUCGCAGCGUUCAUCAUCGCCAGACCAAAAUGAAGGAUCACAGUCUGCUAACCCCAUUGGUGCUGGCAGUAGAUCUGGGUCUCCUGGAAGAGUUUUGACAACAACCACACUUUCCACUAUGAACACAGGAGUUCAGAGAGUGUUGGUGAAUCCUGCAGCUGCACAAAAACGGAGCAAAAUCCCACGAAGUCAGGGAUGCAGUAGAGAAGCUAGUCCUUCUAGGUUGUCAGUAGCGCGAGGCAGCCGCAUUCCUCGGCCUAGUGUGAGUCAGGGCUGCAGCAGGGAGGCCAGCCGUGAAAGCAGCAGGGACACGAGCCCUGUCCGCUCUUUCCCGCCCCUGGCUUCCAGACAUCACUCCAGAUCCACUGGUGCCCUCUACGCUCCUGAUGCUUAUGGGGCCACAGGUACUGGCUUUGGAAUUAGUCAGUCGAGUAGAUUAUCGUCCUCAGUCAGUGCUAUGAGAGUCCUGAACACAGGUUCUGACGUGGAAGAGGCAGUAGCAGAUGCUUUGCUCUUAGGAGACAUACGGACUAAGAAGAAGCCCGUGCGAAGAAGAUACGAAUCGUACGGGAUGUACUCAGAUGAUGAUGCCAACAGUGAUGCAUCAAGUGCCUGUUCAGAAAGGUCCUACAGCUCCAGGAACGGGAGCAUCCCCACCUACAUGAGGCAGACAGAAGAUGUGGCUGAGGUCCUGAACCGCUGUGCCAGCACCAACUGGUCAGAGAGGAAAGAAGGCCUUCUAGGCCUGCAGAACUUGCUAAAGAACCAGAGAACUCUAAGUCGUGUUGAGCUGAAAAGAUUGUGUGAGAUCUUCACAAGAAUGUUUGCUGAUCCUCACAGUAAGAGAGUGUUCAGUAUGUUUUUGGAGACCCUGGUCGACUUCAUCCAGGUCCAUAAAGAAGAUCUGCAGGACUGGCUGUUUGUACUGCUGACGCAGCUGUUGAAAAAAAUGGGUGCUGAUUUGCUUGGGUCUGUACAAGCAAAAGUUCAGAAGGCACUUGAUGUCACAAGGGAAUCUUUUCCAAAUGACCUCCAGUUCAGUAUUUUAAUGAGAUUUACUGUUGACCAGACCCAAACACCUAGUCUGAAGACAGUCAAGCCAGCACUGCAGGACCAGCUUCGCUCUUUUUGGAGCUCAAAGGUCAAAGUUGCAAUCCUAAAAUAUAUCGAAACUCUUGCGCAACAGAUGGACCCAGGAGAUUUUGUAAAUUCAAGUGAAACUAGGUUAGCAGUGUCUCGAAUCAUCACCUGGACCACAGAACCUAAAAGCUCAGAUGUUAGGAAGGCUGCACAGUCAGUGCUGAUUUCCCUUUUUGAACUCAACACUCCAGAGUUUACAAUGCUGUUGGGUGCUUUACCAAAAACAUUUCAGGAUGGAGCCACAAAGCUUCUCCAUAAUCAUCUCCGGAAUACAGGCAACAGUGGUCAGGGAUCAAUGGGAAGUCCUUUAACAAGACCUACUCCGCGCUCCCCAGCAAGUUGGUCAAGUCCUCUCACUUCCCCAACCAAUACAUCACAGAACACUUUGUCACCAAGUGCAUUUGACUAUGACACUGAAAACAUGAAUUCUGAAGAUAUUUACAGCUCUCUUCGUGGAGUCACUGAAGCCAUUCAGAAUUUCAGUUUUCGCAGUCAGGAAGAUAUGAACGAGCCUGUAAAACGAGAUGCUAAAAAAGAUGAUGGUGACACGAUUUGCAGUGCUUCGGGAAUGGUGGACAUGCGAGCAGGAGGUGGUGUGAGCGAUACGGGCCGGACAGCGCUGGAUAACAAAACAUCAUUACUCAACACCAUGCCUCCCCACUCCUCACCACGCUCACGAGAGUACAACCCAUACAAUUAUUCUGAUGGGAUCAGUGCAUUCAAUAAAUCUGCUUUGAAGGAAGCCAUGUUUGAUGAUGAUGCAGAGCAGUUUCCUGAUGAGCCUCCCAUGGACCAUUCUGAUCUGGUUGCAGAGCUCCUGAAAGAGUUAUCAAACCACAAUGAGAGAGUUGAAGAAAGAAAGGCUGCCCUGUAUGAGCUCAUGAAGUUAACUCAGGAAGAGUCUUUUGGUGUUUGGGAUGAACACUUCAAAACAAUACUUCUGCUGCUGCUUGAAACACUUGGAGAUAAAGAGCAUGCAAUUAGAGCUUUGGCACUGAAAGUUCUAAGAGAAAUACUAAGAAACCAGCCAGCAAGGUUUAAGAAUUAUGCAGAGCUCACAAUCAUGAAGACCUUAGAAGCACAUAAGGAUCCUCAUAAGGAGGUGGUGAGAUCUGCUGAAGAAGCUGCUUCCAUGCUGGCCACUUCCAUUAGCCCAGAUCAGUGCAUCAAAGUUCUCUGUCCAAUUAUCCAAACUGCAGAUUACCCCAUUAAUCUGGCUGCAAUCAAAAUGCAGACAAAAGUUAUAGAAAGAGUAUCUAAAGAAACCCUUACUCAGCUUUUACCAGAGAUUGUGCCAGGUCUAAUACAGGGUUAUGAUAACUCAGAGAGCAGCGUUCGUAAGGCAUGCGUUUUCUGCCUUGUAGCCAUUCAUGCAGUAAUUGGUGAUGAACUAAAACCACAUCUCAGUCAACUCACUGGCAGUAAAAUGAAAUUAUUGAACCUUUACAUCAAACGUGCACAAACAGGCUCUGGAGCAGGGGAUACAGCAGCAGAUAUGUCUGGACAAAGCUAAUGAAGCUGACAAGAGUUAACCAGGUCUCCUAAAGCAAGGGCAAGGCCCUCUUCAGUGAAAGGAAAAUCUUUACAUGCAACUUCUGGAACUUUUUUCUUGUUUUGUUUUUUUUUCCCCCCCCGUUCUUUUGUUAUUUUUCUUUUGUUUGGGGUUUUGGUUUUUUUUUUUUUCCUUUAACCAAUGGCUGUCCUCAGCCUGCAUGAGACUGUUGCAAUAGAAUUAUUCCAAAUCUAAGGAAAAACAGUAUUAACAUCAGUUGAUCAAAGCAGAAUAAAAAUUUUAAAUAAUCUUAUCCAUCAGUUACCCUGUUCAUAAUCCUCUGUGUCUUCCCAUUAACUUUUGCCAGUGUUACUGUAUUAAAAAAAAAGAUUUUUUAAUGCUAAUUAAAAAGGUAUGCUUUAAGCUUCAGAAGUUAAAAUAUAAAUUCUGUUGCUUUCUUCAGCUGCAGAUAACAUUACUUUUUUAUUGCUAUUUUGUUUGAGCAUCAUGUCCUUUGCUAGAAACAAGAAGUGAUGUGAAACAAGGCUGAACUAGUCUGAACUGCAGUGAGACUCGUUCACUGUGUUGGUGGUUCAUCAUCUUAUUUACAGCUUGUUUGGGAUAUUCUGGAGAUUGAGAAAUAUGCCUAUAAAAAGAAAGCUGGAUCGAUCCAGUCCUGUCACAGUGAUAUUGUUCAUUGGUUGUAUGUUUGUUGCAUAAAUAAGAAUUUGGUGUGCGCAGCAGAGGACUGGUACAACCAGUACCUCUUAAUGUGGGAGCCAGCCCUGCCAGGGCAGUACUGCACUGCCGAGCUGCUGGCAGUGUGGCAGCCUGCUGGUGAGCAGCAGAGUUCAUGGUCACUUGAUGGACGUGAACCAUCCUUGUCACCUUUCGUUCUUCAAGCAGGAUGCUUCAGAAUGGAGUGCUCUGCCCAAGCAUGCUCAGUAUGUAUUUAUCUUUAUCACUAGAAUGUUUCCUCUCAACCUAAUUGCUGGAACAAGUAGUCUUGUAUUGUAACUCACAUGGGAUCUUAUGACAACAGUGCAGAAAACUAUUUAUUCCUUACCUUCUGAAAAGCACCGAGAUUUUUCUGCAUUGAAUUUAAAUGGGGGGAGGGGGGAAUAGUCACAAACGCUAUGGAUCUCGCCACCUUUUAAUUUAAAGAAAAAUAUAUAUUUUGGAUGAGUAGGAAAAGCUGCACCAAAUUAUUUGCAUGGUUUUCUUGAAUAGCAUCCUCAAGACCCAUCUGGAUUAAGGUGUGGAAAUGUUUCAAGGGUUUGUUUUUCCAUUUUUGAAAAAGAGUUAGUAUAUUGUGAAUAAUGGUUCUUUGUAUUUAUGAAGUUGAUAAUGGAAAGAGAACAAAGAUAAGUAAAUGUGUCCCUAAAUGUUGUCUUUUCCUUUUUUUCCCCUUUUUUUAUCCUUUUUUUCUUUUAUAUAAGCAGCAAGCUAAUUAAGUGAGAAAUGGGAUGAAACAGUGCCCUUCCCAGGAACAGUGGAACUUUUUUUUCCUGGCAUUAUUUUUCCCUUUGACUGUGAUUUUGUCUAGUUGAUGGAAGUGUAUCCUGAUAAGAGAGAAAAUAGUGGUGCCAAGGAUGAUGAUCUAUGCUAGGCUAAAAUUCUCUCUACCUCUUCAGGGUGACUAAUUUUGACUGAGCUGCUGCAUAUAGCACCCAGUAGAAGAACUAUCUAGAGAAAAAUCUUUAUUUUUUUUCCCAAAUUAUCACUUAAUGUGUAUUCAGAACUCUAUUCUUCAACAUUGCAGCCAAAUAUCAUAAGAAACUACUUACAUACUUUACCUGCUAGGAACCCUGAAAAACAAAACUGAAUAAAAAAAUAAGUCAGAUGCUUGUAGUUAACAUGAAAGGUUGUUUCUACUUUAGUUUGAAGUGAAUGCAAUAGAAAGAGCUAAGAUGUGGUUAUUAAAGAAACAAUGCCAUUACAGAGAUUUAUUUGGAGGAAAAGUUGUAGAAAUAUAUGUAAAGACUUAAAUCCAAGACUGUCAUAACUCGUUGCUAGCCCUUUUUAGCAGCUACAUGAAGAAAAUAGUAUCUCCUCCGUCUUUCCUUUGUUACGUGUAACAUCCUUGUUGUUUUCUACUGUUUAAUUACAUUGUGUAUUUAUAGUUCUAUGCUUACCAUUGUGCAUAUACUGGCAAUAAAAUGUACAUAACAUUACUUAAAAGAUUAGCAAUGUAUACAUUCUGGUUUUUCUGUUUUAUUUGAUCACAUGCUAUAAGAAAAAUUAUAAAUGUGAUUCAUACAGCAUUGGUUAAAAAGAUUUAUCUUCAUGUUUUGUGCAUCCAAAUGAUGUUUCUUUAUAUAGUUUUGUUACUAAAUCUGACUUGGCAUUUGAGAACAUGCUGUGAAUAUAGGUAUAUUAGACAAAUUUUUAAAAAAUUGAAUAGAAUCUUUAUGAACACAGUUUCCUUGAUCUAGGCAGAUUUUUUUUGCUUAUUAUUUCAUUUAUUUGUAUAUGAUACAUCAUUUACAUUUUAUUUUUUUAAUAUUUAAAAAUAUUUUUCAGUCUGCAGUCUUGUAGGUUUUACAUUUUAAUGAUACAAAAAGUCACAUGAAAAAAUUGCACGAAUUCUAAGCUUAAUAGCCCUGUAUGUUAUUCCUGCAUUUUGUAUAGGUAAUAUUUCUUUUCAGAGAACCAUUGCAAGAUGACUGUUACUUGUCAUCUUUUUGAAGAUGCUAUUUCAUACUGAAAAUAUAAGUUAUUGAAACAUACAGUAUAUAUUCUGGAUGAAACCUAGUUUUUUUAUGUGUAAACAAAAGAUAUGCUUUUUAUCCCCUAUAUGACAGAAGAAUUUUGCUCCAGGUAGGGGGGAGGAAAAUACUUACCCGAAGUUUGUCCAUCAGUUUUGCUUUGAAGCAGUCUUUAAAUGUUUUAAGUGAAGAUAUCCCAUGUAUUAAAAAUCUCAAUGCUAUAUAUUUAAAUGAAUAUUUUACUUAUGAUAUGACUAGUUUUGUUUCCAGCAGAGAUGGGGUUGCUAUCUUUGUAAAAAAAAAAAAAAAAAAAAGAUAGAAUCUAUUUAUGUUAUGUGAACCCAUCAGAAUGUAAGAAUUUGGGAAGAAAAUUAUUUCCACAGCAGCCAGUUGAUCAGAUUCACUGCAUUGCUUUUUACCUUCAUUUCCUAUAUUACAAGUAGAUAUUAGCUCAGUUAAAUUCAAGCAAUGAUUAGUCAUGCCUUAUGUUCCUGCUGGAGGUGGUUUCUCUAAUGGAUUAGCAUAAAGAUCUGGGAAAAAAUAGGACAGUUAUAUGUUGCUGUUCUUUCAGACAGGGUUUCUAUAUGUUCCUUCUAAUAUCCUGUGAAGAUAGGUCAUUGCAGUCCUUUGAGUAUUGAAAUGUAAUUCUUAAAGGUUGGGUUUGGGCUUUAAAAAAGAGGAAGGAGAAGAAAAGCUACAUGCAGAAUCAGGAUGGGAAAUGAAUAUUGUGGAUGUCUCAGACUUGGAUGUCAUUUGCUUUAAAGAAUUUUGAGUAACACAUUAUGUUCAGAUGAAGUCUUAGCAAGGAAGUUGGGAUAAUAAAUGUAAAUUGAAAGGAGAGCUGAUCAUGUAAAUUUUCCUGAGUUGGCUUGCUUGUUUGUUUUUGAAGAUAAAGGUUGGAACAGA
Molecule: messenger RNA, 8356 nt
Organism: Zonotrichia albicollis (white-throated sparrow)
Lineage: Eukaryota; Metazoa; Chordata; Aves; Passeriformes; Passerellidae
Source: RefSeq, a predicted model, not a curated record